Messenger RNA from Asterias rubens (European starfish), 6749 nucleotides. RefSeq names its product rap guanine nucleotide exchange factor 4-like. The coding region runs from base 258 to 3503 and encodes 1081 amino acids. Gene Ontology annotation, biological process: Ras protein signal transduction; positive regulation of GTPase activity. The transcript has 27 exons. The record is from RefSeq and is a predicted model, not a curated record. Gene Ontology annotation, cellular component: plasma membrane. Lineage: Eukaryota; Metazoa; Echinodermata; Asteroidea; Forcipulatida; Asteriidae. Gene Ontology annotation, molecular function: guanyl-nucleotide exchange factor activity.
GUCAGUGUGUGUGACGUGUGUCCCAGAGUGUACACUUUUCAUUUCGACAAAUUAACACAUCUGUCAACAAAUUUGCAGUUAGAUGAAAAUGCUCCCACCAACGAUGGGUGCCGGUCAUGUCAUGGCAGCCGCUAUGGUCAGUAGUUGAUGGUCAGCUUAGAGGUGGUUAACAACAGGGGGAAGCUGACAUCGUAAAAAUAAAAAAAUCGCAUCUUCUGAAUUUCUACUAGAGGACCCCGGUGGAGGUGUGACACACCAUGGUGGCGGAGUGGAUCGCCUGCCUGGAUAAACGGCCAUCAGAGCGUACCGGCGAAGACCUGGACAUCAUCUACUCCCGUCUCAAAGAUGUCAAAGCCUUUGAGAAGCUGCAUCCUCUCCUCCUGCAGCAGAUCUGUUGCUAUAGUUACUACGAAGAUCUAGAGAAAGCGAUCACGCUGUUCCGACAGGGAGACAUCGGAACAAAUUGGUAUGCAGUUCUCUCAGGAACAUUGGACGUCAAUGUGUGCGACAGGGAAAUUGGAAACACCAAGGAGGCUGUGACGAUAUGCACGCUUGGAGUUGGCACGGCAUUCGGUGAGUCCGUCCUGAACGAUUCCCCACGUCAUGCGACCGUCGUCACCAGUGAGUUCUGUGAGCUUCUGCGUAUCGAGCAGAAAGACUUCAAGACGAUUUGGGAGAGAAACCGACAGCUGAUGGAAGGGAUGCUAGCCCCAAAUCCACUCUCAGUGCCUUCCAUAGUAAGCACCGUCACUACAGACAGUAUAACCAACCAGGGAAUGAACAGCUUUACACCAAUGCCAGCAAGGAUAAGGUCACACUCAGGAGGACAGGGUUCUUCCAAGAAAACUCUUGAAGGAUUGGAACCAAUACAUCCAGCCCUUCCUAUCGUCAAGACCCCGUCAGAGCGCUUAAGUCGAGCAGGUUUCGUCCUACGCACCAUCCUCCUGAUGCGUUCCCCGCAGAUGAUCCGAGAUCGAAAGUACCACCUCCGCACGUACCGACGCUGUCUCGUGGGCUCGGAGAUGGUGGACUGGUUGAUACAACAAAGCCCGAUGACGUUGGUUCAUUCUCGGCAACAGGCUGUAGGGAUGUGGCAAGCUCUACUUGAAGAAGGUGUCAUCACACACGUGUGUCGAGAGCAUCCCUUCAAGGAUAAGUACCUCUUCUACCGUUUCCGUGACGAUGACAUGGGCAUCGGUAGCCAGCCGGGGAACGCUGAGAAGAAAGAAGCCGAGGACGAGUUUCAAGACACUCUGGUCAUCCUCGCCCAGAUCGGCCCGGAUGCUAUGAUGAGAAUGAUCCUACGAAAACCCACACCACUGAGAGCAUGGGGGUAUGAUCGACCCCCUUGGCUAAUGGAGUUGGCUCGUCGACUUCAGCAAGCCGAUAUUUACAACAGAUUGAACCUCUCAUGUAGACCCAUGGAACGCUCGGUUGAUGAUCUGGAGAUUAUUUAUGAGGAGUUACUCCACAUCAAAGCGUUGGCGCAUCUCUCCACGAUGGUCAAGCGAGAACUCGCUAGCGUCUUAGUGUUUGAGUCUCACCAAAAGGCCGGUACUGUCUUAUUUAAUCAGGGUGACGAAGGUAAAUCUUGGUACAUCAUCCUCAAGGGGUCCGUUAAUGUCGUCAUCUAUGGGAAGGGCGUGGUCUGCACACUCCAUGAGGGGGAUGAUUUCGGGAAGCUAGCUCUCGUUAACGACUCACCGCGAGCUGCCUCCAUCGUUCUCAGAGAAGAUAAUUGUCAUUUGCUGAGAGUUGAUAAAGAUGACUUCAAUCGGAUACUAAGGGAUGUAGAAGCCAAUACAGUAAGAUUAAAGGAACACGGACAAGACGUCCUAGUCUUAGAGAAGAUUCCAACAAAUAACGGUCAGAGACAGGAUGGAGCACCCAUCCAUUACAACUAUUCUGUCAGCACUUGCACAAACCCAGGAGAGGUUUGCCCAUAUCGUCGUGGGUACUCCGUUAUGGCUGGUUCCCCAGAGAAGAUGCUGGAGCACAUCUUGGAGACGAGGAUCGACAGCAAACAAGACGAGGCGGACACAUUCCUUGAAGAUUUCUUAUUGACUCAUAUCGUCUUCAUGUCAAGCAAGCUACUCUGUCCCGCUCUGCUCACACAUUAUCAUGCAGACAUCGUCCAGGCAACGGAACAAGAAACAAUAGAUUACAUCGUCAACAAUAAGCGACGUGUUAUCAGACUCGUUUGCCAGUGGAGCGUGAUUGCCGGCUCGGCAUUCCAAGAAGAUGCUAUUAUAACAUCAUUUGUUGAGACAUUAUUUUCGGCAAUCUGUGACGAUUGUCGCAUCUACAGCAGUCUUCAAGAUGAGCUGGCUAACUUGGAGAGAGUUCUCCAUCUGGUGCGGAGGAUGGAAGAGGAGCAGGCACACACAUGGCAGGUUCAGAGACAGGGUUUGGGCGAGUUUCAUCGGUCAGAAGACGAUACACCAAGGAGAAGACCGAUCAAAGCAACCGAUGAAAAUAUCUUCAAGGUGUACUGUGCAGACCACACGUACACCACGCUGCGAGUACCGAUGAGCACAGCUGCCGGAGCGAUCGUACGAGCCGUGUCAGAGAAAAUGUGCCUUGGGGAGGAUCUAGUAUUGUGUGAGAUUAAAUCAACAGCUGAGCGUAUUUUGUUCAAAGAGAAUGACAUCUGCGUAACGGCAGCUCUGAGUCUCAAUGGUAGAAUAUUCGUAUCGCCACGGGAACACCUUGAUGCUUUGACGCCAAUUCCUGAGCAAGAGGGGCUAUCAGAGAGCACGGCAUCCAUUUUUGAGUUAAUGGGAUCGAAGGAAGUUGCGUACCAGAUGACGCUUUAUGACUGGGAGCUCUUCAACUGUGUUCACGAGUUUGAGUUUAUCUACCACACAUUUGGGCGGCAGAAGUUCGGCCACAUCACGGCCAACUUGGACCUCUUCCUCCGUCGUUUUAACGAGGUGCAGUUCUGGGUGGUCUCUGAGCUCUGUCUUACAAACAAUGUCAGCAAGAGAGUACAGUUACUGAGAAAGUUCAUCAAGAUCGCUGCAUAUUGUAAGGAGUACCAGAAUAUGAACUCUUUCUUUGCGAUCGUGAUGGGCUUAAGUAAUAUCGCCGUCUGUCGACUCACACAAACUUGGGAGAAACUACCGAGCCGUUUCAAGAAGACGUAUGCGGAGUUUGAAGCAACAAUGGACCCAUCUCGUAACCAUCGCGUCUAUCGUCUGUCUGUUUCUAAGAUGCAACCUCCCAUGAUUCCGUUCAUGCCUCUAGCCAUUAAGGACAUGACCUUCACCCAUGAGGGAAAUAAGACGUACUUCGACGGCCUGGUCAACUUUGAGAAGAUGCACAUGAUAGCAUCAACAAUUCGUACCAUCAAGUAUUGUCGCAGCGAGCCCUUCACUGCAGACCCCCCACCUCCCGUUAAAAACAUCAGUGAGAUACGCAACUACGUCAGAAAUCUCAGAGUCAUCGACAACCAGCGAGUCUUAACACAACACUCUCACAAGCUGGAACCUCGCAGGACGUGACGAUAAGCAUCUCGUUACGUACAGGGUCUUGAGAUUAUGUUUCUUGCCACUCCGAUAUGUCGCUCCAAGAAAUGAGUGGCAUGAUACCGUUCAGGGUGUUUGUUGUAGGAUUUACGCGGACAGUGGUUCCUUUUCCCCCAACUCAAAAGAGUAGAUGCAGUCUGAUAUCUCGUCAAGCCAAAGAAAAAGAAGAAAAAGGAAUUCAACUGUGCCAUCAUGAACGCCACAAACUGAUUGGUCAGUAAGUGAACUAUGACCCCGCCUCUGGCGGUGUGCCAGUUACCCCAAAACCUUUUUUCUCUCAUUUGAUGGAACAAUUACACUAGGUAUUCCUUUUCCCACUUCUCAAAAGUCUGAUACCUCGUCUAGCCAAAGAAGAAAGAGAAAAAGGAAGUCAGCUUUGCCGUCAUCUAUGCCAGAGUCUGAUUGGUCAGAACAUGAUCUAUAACUAACCUCUGGCUAUGUGCCAGUUAUUCCCCAAAAACAUUUUCUCAAUUGAUGAAAUAAUUAUUUCUUAAGAGAGAAUUGCUGUAGCUCCAUGUGAAUAUCUCUUUUGAGUAGUGUUGGAUCUCAAAAGAACAAGUGGUUAACGACUCAACAUUUUGAUCAGUCUGCCUGAUCUCCAGGGAAUUAGACUGGGACUUUAAGGAAACGAGACUACACCACAUGAGUACCAAUGAUUGGAGAAAAUGAUUCUAUGAGACAGGGUGUAACAUGUGGUGGUUAUAUUACCAGUGAAAGACAUCCAGGUGUGUCUAGGUGCCAGACUUGAAUACACAAACCCGAAGAGAGGCAGCAGAGUCUGUUGGAAUUUUUUUUUUAGUUGAACAUGCCCCAAAAUAUGGGGAUAAUAAUAUAGUAAAGUUUAACAAGAAAACAAUUGUGCUGCAUUCUCUUCAACAGGAAGUUAUUUGUACAUUUUUGUAAGGUUGAAAACUAUUACAAAACUUGUAAUAAUAGAAGGAAAUAUUUAUAAUUCCCAAUAUUUUUUAAGAUAAUAUUUAAAAAUGUGUUUGUAUAUACUGACCUCCGAUAUUCUUUAUUUGGAACCAUUGAAUUGUCUUAAUUGUCUGGCUUUUUUUUGUCCAGACAGAGUUUGCCAAUGAUAAUCGGGUGGGAGGGGUUGUCUUCUGGAAGAUAAAAUCCAUCGAUGAUCCCAGAAAAAAAAACUUUGUUUAGAAAGCCCUUUGCAUGUUCUUCGGACCCAACGACAAUUUAUGUUUCUUUAUUGAUGAUUUUUACAGCAUUCUUUUUGGUAACAAGCGUAUCUUGAGUUUUCAAAAACGCUGCUCUCGCACACAAAUGCUCCGUGCGAAAAAACUUCAACUUCAAAUUUCAACUUGUUUUGUGUGUACAUCUGGGUUAUUUGAAGAAGGAUUUGAAACUUUGCAUGGUGGGAGUAUAAUCAAGUGAGGUUUGAGGUACAACCAUGUGAAAAUCUCUUUCGGGAUUUUAAUUACGAAACGAUCUCAAGACAAUUCAAAGCCGCACAAAACGCAAGUAACCCGUCCUAACGUAGGAUGGGUUCAAUGCAUCCCAACAUCUAUGGAUAUACAGAACUUAACUUGUUUUAAGUCCUUAGAUUAGUCCUAAGUAAGAAGAUUUUGGUGAAAUCAAUGUUGACGGCUGACUUUCUUGCAGUUACACAAUGAUGUGUACCCUUCACACCAUUCACCACAAAAUAUACCCCAGGUGCAAUUUCAAGAAUAUGAGAAACCUUUUAUCCCAUUAUAUACAAAGAUGUCUUUAAAAAUUUCUUUAUUUUUCUUCCAAAUAAAAAUGUUUAAUUUGGGUGCUAAAUUAUUUUGGUGUUACAAUAGCUAAAUAGUAAAGCUGGUUUUAUUUUUUUAUUAACAAAAAUAACACAUACCUAACAUUUUUUUUUAUGUAUUAAUAUUUACUGCUAGUGUGUUGGUUUGUACACUGUAAAUUUCAAAAGUGUAGCUAUAAACAAUCAAAGCAUUAGGGCCCAAUUUCAUGGCUCUGCUUACCGCCAAAUUCUGAGCUUGUGGUCACCUUUCUCCGCUUUCACGGCAAUUGCGGCGAAUUUCUGCCCUAGACUUGUAAGCCUAGAGUGCCUAGUAAUGCGGAGUACGCAACGCGCAAAUCAAAAUUCCCCGCUAACCAGGGGUGAAAUACGCUUGACGUAAGCACAGAAUUUCCUGCUUCUGCGAGUGCAGAUUUUUUGCUUAAGGUAAACAGAGCCAUGAAUCUGGACCCAAAUCAAUGGGUCAUAUUUGACCUUUGACCUUGGUAGCUCAAUCCAAAGUCAAAGAGGGGGAAGCAUGGUGGCCAAACAGUAUUUGGAAAUAUUAUUUCAUUUCAUUUCAAGCCAUUUAUUUCCUUUCCGACAGAGAAUUUUCAUAAUAAUAACAAAGAACAGUAAGAGGAUCGUUAGAAAUGGGGCCGUAGUCAGAAAAUCCAAAGCUUGUGGGAGAUGCCUCGACAAACAAAACAUUAAUGGACUUGCGUUAACAAAGUACUGUGUGGUAAUGUGUUGUAACACAGUUUUUCGCCAUUACUUGGACGUGAAUACACCAAUGCAUUAACGCACCAUGAGCAUCUCUGACCAAUGAUGUUGAUGCUCAACUACAAACGUCAACGCGACUUGAGUCUUUUACUCGAACUUUACUUGAACGCAAGCAUUGAAGUGUCAGUAUUAAUGGAGGAAGCAUAGAAGUGUCAGUAUUAAUGGAGGAAAACACUGAUAUGCAUGUACACAGGACAUGUGAAAUUGAACUAAAAUGGGUUUGUCUAAAUUUCCAAUUUAUUUUUCCUUUGAAAGCUCAUAUGUACCCAGAUCUCAGACUUUGUGGCAAAUAUUACUGAAGUAUGACACCUGUCCAAGCUUUGUAUUUACUUACAUGUACAUGUACCAGUUGUACUACUACUGCGGUCUGGCAUGCCAAAGUACUGAUUAUUAUAGUGAGUGGUGUAAAGUUUGUCAAGCUGACAUCCGGGUAUUUUGAGCAAAAGUGACAUCUUUAGUGCAUAGUGCUAUUCAUAAGACCAUAGCCCAAUUUCAAGUAGUAAAACUUGCUAAGCACAGAAAAAAUCUUGCUUAGCAGCCGACAUUCUAUCAAGUUUAAAUCGUGUUUCGACUGGUACCCCACUCAUUGUUUGCUUAGGCAAUUGCUAAGCAUAUUUUCUGAAGCAGUAUUUUUCUGUUAGAGCCAUUGGACCCUUGUGAAACAGUGUUGUCCAAGGCCCACACUUUGUGUACCACAACUUCUAUGUCAAAUAACA